GUUACCGUUUUUUUUUUUUUUAGAAACAUCGAUUUUAAUUUGUAAUUGUUAUUUCUUGGUUAUCAACACGAAUCGGUCAUAGUUUUCAAUAAUAGUUACCCAGAUAAUAUGUUGUGGUUAUAUGUAUGCAGUAAGUUACCAUCGGAAUAUUGGAAUAUCUAAUAGACAACAAUUUUAAUUGUGCAUUUAUCAAAAUACUUAAAACAUUAUCAACGAAGAAAUUAAUUUUAACAAAGAAAAACAGAAAAAAUUAUGUAAUACCUUCUUAUGAAUGACGAAAAAGAAACUGGUAAAGUAACGGUUGUUUGUAAUGAUAAUAAAGAUAUCAUAAUGUAUUUUAUUAAAAUAUUAAUUAUCACAUAUGAUUUAAUUAAUACAAAUGUUGGGUCGGUCGUUCAGGCGUUUCAUUCGGCCGGUAGCACCGAUCAGUCGGUCACGUGACUAAAUAUUUUUGUCAAACCUCAGUAAAGAAGUUUAACUUCAAAAAAAAACCUGUUACAUGAUCCCUACCUAUAAUUUUAUUAUAUCGAUGCACCGGAGAUGCGUUACUGCGCGGCCACCAUAAUACUACAUUGAUAUUAGUGACGGUCGCACGUCAGCGCGUGGUAUAAUCGUCGGCGCAGCGUAAUAAUAUUAUUCAGUACGAUAAAACCGUUUCACAUCAUCGGAACUUUGGUAAGCGGUACGGCGACGCGUACACCAGACCCGCAGAGACCGCUUGUUCCGUCGAUUUCCCCGGCGACGGUGGGGGAUCAUCGCUGCCGCUACGACGACGAUACGAUGUGUAAGUCCCGCAUGGAUUACCUGAGCACGGUUGUGUUCCCGCGGGCCGUGGCCGACGGGGCAUUCGGGCCGGGCGCCGAAUACGUGUCGUUCCGUGCGGUCGACUGCGGCGGCGCGAUUUUGGACGACUACCAGUUCGCGUCCGACAUCGUUUUCGGCACGGUCACGUUGACCGGGUCCGAGUGGCCUGCGGGUGGAGUGCCCGUGGUGGUCAAGAUGAAGAACGCGGACGCCCGCAUGGCGGCCAUGAUGAACAUGCACGAAAAGUUCUACAACGAGUACGUGUUCUACACCCGUCUGCUGCCCGUGCUGGCCGCGAGCGCCGCCGACCCGGCUGCCGUGUUCGCGCUGUUGCCGCGGUUCCUGUACUCGAACGUGACGCUGGACGGCGGCACGGAUGCUGAACAGCAGCAGGUGAUCGUCCUGGCCAACCUGGCGCCCACCGGUUAUCGUGCGAACAACCAGAAGGUGUUCCUGGACGUCGAACACGUUGUGCUGGCGCUCCGCAAGUUGGGCGCCCUGCAUGGGCUGUCGUACAACGCCAAGGCCACAGACAGCAGCCGCGCGGGGCCGCCGUUCGCUGACCUCUGCACCGCGUCUCUGGUCGAGACUCAGUGGUUCAACGGACACUGGUACAUGAGCCCACGUUUCUUGUCAGGAACCGGUAACCGGGGCGUGAACGCGUUGCGCGACUCGGACACGGACGGAAAGUACGCGGCACCACUGGCCCGGGUGCAGGCCACGCUGAGGGGCGAGAGCGCGACGAUGAAAGCGCUGCUGCGGCCGGCCGAGCCGCUGGCCGUCCUGUGCCACGGCGACUUUUGCCGCAACAACCUGCUGUACCGGUACGACGCGGCCACCGGGCGGCCCGUGGACGUAGCCGUGAUCGACCCGGCGCAGGCGCGUUACGCGUCCCCGGCCAUCGACCUGUCGUUCUUCCUGUACAUGAACACGUCGGACGCCGAUCGGGUCGCGAACUGGGACGUGUACGUGGCCGCCUACCUGGACGGCGUCGCGGACGUGACGCCCGCCGGCCGGGCCGUGCCGCUGACCGCCGCCGACGUGCACACCGAGAUGCGCGCGCACGGCCUGUACGGUUACGCGCACUGUUCGUUCUUCCUGCCGGCCAUGGUGAACGCCGUGCCACCCGACGUGGAGCGGCUGACUAAGAGCACAUCCGACGAGCGCAUCCAGCUCAUCAAUGAGUCCGGCGGACAGGAGGCGGACAGGCUGCUCGCGUCCAUCUUGCGACACAUGGCCGACCGCGAGUACGUCUGACGACCAUCCGACGACCAGACAUCGACCACUGCGACCACUGCGACCAAUGCGACUGCGCAAGAGCAGCUACGUCACCUUUUUUUGUGAAAACCGUUUAGGGUGUGAAAAAGAUUCACUUGGACUACGGUCACAGCCGACAAAUCUUAAUUUAUAAGGAAGACAAAUUUUUCUAAGUCGUAUUUUUUUUUUUUUUGUAUCAGAUAAAACGAAUUAAUUACUUUUUUACGUUACGUCCAUCUUAUUGUAUGGUCUCAAUCACCCCAUUCGCAUGGGAUGUUCUGCCAGCAUAACAAUUCAUAAUUCGUUUUCAGGCCACACCUUACCUACUACUUUUGCUUAAAAAUAAUUUAUUGGAUUCUGUUUUUAUUUUUUUGCUUUUAAUUUCCACGUCCUAUACGGUUAUGCAACAUUGAUGUAUUUUUUGUGCAUAUUAAAUUGCACGCCAAAUCAAAUUCUGUAUCGUGUCAAAUCAAUAAAUAAGUAAAUAUAUUACAAUGAAAACCCUUUUUGUGUAAAUUAUUUUUAAAAAAAUGUAACUUUCUAAUGUACCAGUAAAACAUAUCAUCGUCUUCCUAAUCGUGUCUAAGUUUUGAUAAAAAAUCUCCUACAUCAAAUCCCUUAAAAAACUGGAUAUAAUAUCAUUGAUUCAAAAAAAGUUAGAGGUACCUUAAUACAUUGUUUUACAUUCAUUAUUUGUAGUGUUUUUCAAACUUUGAAUUAUAUGAAUAUAAUAAAAACACUGUGACAAAGAAAAUAUUGAAUUUCGUGUCUUGUGUGUAUGUACCUAUAUGACCAUAAUAAAUAUUACCGUAGCCUAAAUGCCGAGUGUUUCUUUUUCAGGCGAAACGGUUUUCACAAACAAUAUUAUUUAAGGGUGUGUGACUGUCUAUACUUACGUCAACGGAUGUCCACUACACCGUGUCGUACCGUUCCGUAAAAUAAUAUUUAACAUGCAGGUAACAAAACGUCGGUAUAGCUGGUAACCCGUCGACCGAGUUACAUAUUAUGACAUACAAGUGGAAUUUUUUUUAUAUUAAGCUCUACAAGACACGACCACACGGUAUAGUGUAAGCCCGGUCGAUGCUAUUACACCUGUAUAAUAUUGAUAUAGAUAUUUUGUACAAUACAUUUUAAUGUAUUAUUGUUAUAAAAUAGUACGUAACACUUGUAUAAGUAUUUGCCGUUUGGUGCCAUGUCUUGGCGACUGUUAUAUUAUUAUUAUAUUGUACUUAACACGAUAAUAUAUACGACGGUGCAGUUUUCUGUUUGUUGUCAUUUGUAA
This is a messenger RNA of Metopolophium dirhodum (rose-grain aphid), 3343 nucleotides long. RefSeq lists its product as uncharacterized. Lineage: Eukaryota; Metazoa; Arthropoda; Insecta; Hemiptera; Aphididae. The transcript has 2 exons. The record is from RefSeq and is a predicted model, not a curated record. The coding region runs from base 781 to 2061 and encodes 426 amino acids.